CUUCUCUUCCAGAUCUCUCCCUCCUUCCCCCAAUCUACAUCGGAGUACCAUCCGAUCCCCGCUUGCGUUGCGUUAAAAAUCGCAGCUUGGAUUUGCAGCAGGACAACGAGGAAGACAGGGGGGCAGCAGCACCUGAGCCAUGGCGGGGAGGGCCAACAUCCCUACCAACAACUCCGCGCUCAUCGCUAUCAUCGCCGACGAGGACACCGUCACUGGCUUCUUGAUGGCUGGGGUUGGUAAUGUUGAUCUGCGCAAGAAAACAAACUACCUCCUCGUCGAUAACAAAACUACAGUGAAACAGAUUGAAGAUGCAUUUAAAGAGUUUACUGCAAGGGAGGAUAUUGCUAUUGUGCUCAUCAGUCAAUAUAUUGCGAACAUGAUAAGAUUUCUGGUGGAUAGCUACAACAAGCCAGUCCCUGCUAUACUGGAGAUCCCAUCCAAGGAGCAUCCAUAUGAUCCAGCGCAUGACUCGGUCCUCUCUCGCGUGAAGUAUCUGUUCUCUGCCGAAUCAGUGGCAUCUGAUAGGCGAUGAAGGCGCCACACCCUUCGUUGUAGAAACAGUGGCGUGUUAAUUGGAUUGGAUCUACCUCUUGUCUAGUUUGUUGUGUCAAUUUAUAUUAUCAGGAUUGCAUGUACCAUUCCGUUGUGGGGGCGUGGGACAGCAAGAAGCACGAAUAAGGAGUUUGCAAACAAUUGGGUUGGACCAAACCAACUGGUUUUUUAUAAAGAUUGGAAUUGGAAUGGAAUGUUACUAUUUGCAGCA
Phragmites australis (common reed) is the source of this 763-nucleotide messenger RNA. Its product is annotated as V-type proton ATPase subunit F-like. Gene Ontology annotation, biological process: proton transmembrane transport. The record is from RefSeq and is a predicted model, not a curated record. The coding region runs from base 140 to 532 and encodes 130 amino acids. Gene Ontology annotation, molecular function: proton-transporting ATPase activity, rotational mechanism. Gene Ontology annotation, cellular component: proton-transporting V-type ATPase, V1 domain; membrane. Lineage: Eukaryota; Viridiplantae; Streptophyta; Magnoliopsida; Poales; Poaceae. The transcript has 4 exons.